UUCGAAAACAUUUCUUGAGCUCACCAACUUCGACCAUUCAAAACAUAAUGAUGAAUACUGUUCCCUAUCCAUCCCAUCAUUUAUCAUCACAGCAACUGCUCAACGCUUGUUCAUGGGAGUUAAGUAUCAAUUAAAUACCAGUGCAAAAAUAGAGAUAGAGAAACAGAACGCACUAAAUCGACAGAUAGGCACUUUAAUGAUGGAGGAUGAGUCAUCAUCCCAUAGAGAAGGCAGAGCAUCACCAGUACCACCAUUUUCCGACGUACAACAAGCACAUAAUUGCCGGAACCAAAUCAGAGGACGACGACGAAGAACAAGAACGAUACCGUUCCAUCUGAACUUUGGUUCUAGUGGUUAUUUCAACCAGUACCGAAGGUGUUGGGGCUUGAGUCCAAAAUUAUUACUCCGGACGUCUUUCUUGAUUACGAUUUUCUCAUUGAUCGACUUCGUUCAAUAUCUGCAGAAGAAUGCAGAAACGACGCGUUUCCCAGAACUUCCAUCAACUACAAUGGUUCUAUCAUUUUCGAUCGUAGCAACAACCCAAAGGCAAGUGAGACCAUCCGCCUUUAGUUUCUUUCAGAGGAUGGGAACACAACCAACAAUCACAAGUCGAUCUCAUCUCAAUAAUAUCGGCUCUUUCCGGUUUCACUCCGACCUUGACACGUUUUUUGAAACGGGUGGUGGUAUGGAUCGAUUGGUGGAGGAGCUUUCGGUAAGACAAGAGCAGAAUCAAGAGCAGAAAAAGAUGCGUUCUUCAUCCGACAACACCAAAACCGUGAAAAUAAAAAGCGAGAAAAGCAAUUGGAGAGAUGCACUCGACCUUUCUGUAGAAGAACAACGCGACAAACAAGACAAGGUUCGUCAGCACCAAAUUUCCUCCCCUUCCCCCGUGGAAAUACGAACCAUCCGAGGUCGCACUGUACACGUGAAGCACGACGAUCAACUGCGAUUGGCAGGAUCAGGAAUCUCCGGAAACAAGGCACGAAAGAUGUGGACCCUGAACGAAAUACCCGCUGAAGAAUUUCCUUCCUGCCUUGUCAGCUAUGGUGGACCCCAAAGCAACUCGAUGCUGGCCUUGGCAGCCAUUGCCAAUUCUAAGAAUCGAGAACUUGUAUUGCAAUCCAAAUCAGCUAUAGAACUGUCGAGUGAUAAAGACAACGAAGAUUCUACAUCGAAAAAUGAGACGGGGCUCCCAAUUCGGUUUGUCUAUUAUACCAAAAAACUUCCACGAUUCUUGCGCAAACAACCUAACGGCAAUUUAUUUCGUGCACUCUCAUUGGGAAUGGAACUCAGAGAGGUCUCUCAUGGAGAGUACAAAAGUCUUUUUGAGCACCGCUCUGACGAAUUCGAAGGAGAAGGGCGGCCCCCAUUGGGAUUAGAAGCCCCUGGGCCCGACUCCUUGUGGGUCCCUCAGGGAGGUGCCUUUGCACCAGCGCAAGUGGGAUCACAUAGACUUGCCCAAGAAAUUUAUACCUAUUGGUUAGAAAACGGAAACGACCGUCCGCUUACGGUAUGCGUGCCCGGAGGAACUUGCACUACUGCUGUGUUGUUGCACCUCGGACUGAAGCAGCUCCUGCAGCUGCGCAUCGACGGAGGAGACGAUGAUGGCCUGAGAGAAGAUGAUUAUGACGGUUUUUCUAAUGCAGCAAUCUGGCCGAAAAAAACCGCUAUGGACAUCGAAGUAGUGGUCGUCCCGUGUGUUGGUGAUGCGGCAUACGCGGGUAGGCAAAUGAGAUCUCUCUCAGCCCGAAUCGGAGCCUCGCCAAACGAUAUUCCCACAAUAUUACAGCCCGAACCUGAUGAAGCUAUGAGCGAAAGACAUGGUGCGAGCGGCACGAAUUCACUACGCCAAAAAUAUUUCCGAUUUGGAAAGCCCGACAGGGAUAUUUUGGAAACCUUCCAAGAACUCCAAGACGACUUCAACCUUGUGGUUGACUUGAUUUACGGAGCUCCAUCAUUUGCAAUCAUGUGGCGACACUGGGGACGGAAAGGACAAAAUUCUUUGAGUCCCGACUUAUCGUUCGACCCUAACCAACCACUAGUGGGAAGAGAAAUUAUGUACGUUCAUAGCGGUGGAUUGGAAGGCAUCAACAGCCAGUUGCUCCGAUAUAGAUACGACGGUUUAGUAGAAAUUAAGGAUGUUCAGCUUCCAGGACGCAAAAAUAGGAGCAAACACAAAAAAUAAGUUGUUGCCAGAUCGGAAAGUGCGUGCUCAGGGAUUUGUAUAUCAAUCGGUUCAAAAAACGCUAAGAUAGAAAAUAAUACACACCGAAUGUUUCCCUUUUCUUCAAGAUUUCUGCCGAAUGAAGAUGAAGUAAAAAUUAAUAACAGCGCUAGUAUUAUCAAUGAACACACAAACCAAGUCAAUUCUUUCCUCCAAUUGAAACUUUUGAACUCAAAUUGCAUGCUCUGGAGGCCAACGAAAGAAAUUACUUUUCUUCAGCAACAUGAUCGCUGUGGAGAAGAUUUAUGAAUGAUGUAAGUGGAUCACAUGCAAUAUUAAAUUUUAACAGCUCUA
Molecule: messenger RNA, 2518 nt
Organism: Pseudo-nitzschia multistriata
Lineage: Eukaryota; Bacillariophyta; Bacillariophyceae; Bacillariales; Bacillariaceae
Source: the annotation of a GenBank genome assembly